AUGACGCGACCACGGAAAUCCAGUAAUCUCGGUGCAGAUAUCAGAGGAGAUACCGGAGCCCCGGCCAUGUCAACCAUGAAUUCUUUCACUUCCCCUGAGCCUCCUUCGGCGCGGCAAACACAGCGUGGAGCGUCCGAGAAGAGCGGAAAAUCACACUCGAAGCGACGUCGGGCGCGGUCCUUCUUCCGACGAUGGAAAGACAUCUCCCUCAAACACACCUGGCUGACACCGCUCGUCCUAAUCCUCAUCAUCCUCGCCGUAUACAUAGUGAACCCGACGGAAUCCAACCCAGCCCAUGCCGCUAUCCUCCUCUCAUACCCGAACUCCCCUGAAACCCCCGAUGGACCCAUCAUGUACGGCAAGGGCAAAAAGGAUCUGGCCUUCGUCGGCUUCUACACGAUCGUUCUGUCAUUCACGCGCGAAUUCAUCAUGCAGCGCAUCAUUCGGCCGUGGGGUGUAUACUGCGGGAUCAAGGGCAAGGGCAAGAUGGCGCGCUUCAUGGAGCAGGUGUACACGGCGAUCUAUUUUGCGUUUUUCGGCCCGUUUGGGCUCUACGUCAUGAGCAAGACGGAUCUCUGGUACUUUAACACGACGGCGAUGUUUGAAGGGUUCCCGCAUAAGAUGCACACGGCGGAUUUCAAGGCGUACUACCUGCUCGAGGCGAGUUACUGGGCGCAGCAGGCGAUUGUGCUGCUUCUGAUGCUGGAGAAGCCCAGGAAGGAUUUCAGGGAGCUGGUCGCGCAUCAUAUUAUUACCCUGGCGCUUAUUGGGCUCAGUUACCGCUUCCAUUUCACUCAUAUUGGCUUGGCCGUGUAUAUCACUCAUGAUGUUUCGGACUUCUUCAUUGCGACCUCCAAAACUCUCAAUUACCUGGACUCCGCCAUCAUCGGCCCAUACUUCCUUACCUUCAUCUGCAUCUGGAUAUACAUGCGCCAUUACCUCAAUCUCCGCAUCCUCUGGGCCGUUCUCACUGAAUUUCAAACCGUCGGGCCCUUCGAGCUCAAUUGGGAAACCCAACAGUAUAAAUGCCGUCUUAGUCAAGUUAUUACCUUUGGCCUGCUAAGCGCACUCCAAGCCAUCAACCUACUGUGGCUGUUCCUGAUCCUCCGCAUCGCGAAGAACUACGUCCUCAGCGAUGUGAAGAAGGACGAACGGAGUGACGAUGAGGACGAGGAGGAGCUGGAGGAACAGUCCACGCCUCCCAAAGAUGCUCAAAUUGGAGACAAAAUUGCUGCAACUGGAGCUGGAGAUGGAGCUGUCAGCUCGGCUAUGACGAAUAAGAAUGGCACCGCUGUCGCGGAGGGAGUACGUGUUACGAGGAGGACGGCGAAGCAGAAGGAGAACGAUGCGGCUAAUGGAGAUUCGUCGCAAUUAUAA
Molecule: messenger RNA, 1377 nt
Organism: Blastomyces gilchristii SLH14081
Lineage: Eukaryota; Fungi; Ascomycota; Eurotiomycetes; Onygenales; Ajellomycetaceae
Product: longevity-assurance protein 1
Exons: 3
Coding region: 1-1377 (458 amino acids)
Biological process (GO): ceramide biosynthetic process
Cellular component (GO): membrane
Molecular function (GO): sphingosine N-acyltransferase activity
Source: RefSeq, a predicted model, not a curated record